Siniperca chuatsi (mandarin fish) is the source of this 1559-nucleotide messenger RNA. RefSeq lists its product as uncharacterized. The coding region runs from base 80 to 1504 and encodes 474 amino acids. Lineage: Eukaryota; Metazoa; Chordata; Actinopteri; Centrarchiformes; Sinipercidae. The record is from RefSeq and is a predicted model, not a curated record. The transcript has 4 exons.
GCUACCUCUCUGCUACACCCACAUAUGCAGCGCAAGUAGCUCCAGGGCAAUUGGGCUACUGGUUCUUUGGCACACAGAAAUGGCUUAUGGAGUUCAUUUGGGGAUCUUGCUGGUUUGCUUAGUUCAAGCAGAGCAUGUAUGCUGUUUAUGGGUUACACAAGCUCAGAGCUCCCAGAGACAAAAUGGCAACAUAUAUGCUGGCUUCUCACAACAGGAUGAUGGACUAAGAAGGCUUGAAGAAUCUCCCCAGAAUCAACUCAGACAGGCCUCCGUUUCUCCACGCUCAGCCCAGAGCAGUAGCCUGAACAAAGAGACUGCAGGUAGCAGUGCUUAUAGACAAGAACUUUCCAGUAGUGCCUACUCACAAAGCCUUUCACAGCCAGCUCAAGGUGGCUACGCUUCAGUCAAGCUGACGCAGAGCAACUUAUUGUCAAAACCUAACUGGCAAACGAUAGAGUUAAAUCAAGUCAAUAUGCCAAAAAAGCAGUUCUCUGGCCUUUCUAGUUCUCUUGCUAGUGGAAAUUCUCUGACUGACUCCAUUCAGAACCAGAAUGACCUUACUGAUAUCAGCAAGAGAACUUGGCCAACUCAACAGGGUACACUGCGUGCUAGCAACUAUCUGUCUAGCAGUUUUGCAUCUGUUCAGAGUCCUAGCAAAAGCAACUCCUUAAAAUCAGCCUCCCACCAGUCUGCAGUACAGCAAGCUCCCAGUGCUGCUGCUGCUGAAACUGGUGCCGCCUACUACGGGCGAAGAGGCUAUUCUCCCUCUGUAAUAUCUUCCAGCAUGUUGAGCCCAGGUGCUCCUGUGCCACAGAAAAAAUCUAUACAGUCUCAAACAUCAGCCAGAGCACUUGCUAGACGAGUGUCUUCACGUCGUAGCUCUAAAACAGCUAAACCCUCCAGUUUCUCAUCUCCUCAAAAUGGAGGAAUUGGAAAUAACCCCAGCCAGGCUGAGGCUGUAAAACCAUACCAAAGCAAACUGUUUUCUAUGAAUAAAGGAAAUGCCCAAGGAAGCUACCAGCCUGCUUCUAUGUCCAACAUAGCCUAUAGCCAAGAAAGUUAUAGCCAGUCUCUUCCGGUGUCCAAACACAAUGCGCCUGUUGGCUUCCAGCCACACAGUCUAGAGAUGCCAACAAGUCAGAGGUGGAGUUACAAUCCCAGCUACACCUCCAUAGUGCAGCUCCCCAGCAGUAUGAGCCCUCUCAAAGCAUCCUGGAACAGCAACUCCGCCCAGGGAGCUCGUAACUUCCCUGCCUCUGGGAAUGGCAGAGCCGGAACCUCUGCUCAGGGCUUUGCCCCAACCAGAACCCACAGCAUCCCUCAACGCUUUGGGGGCUCAGCUAUCAGACGGCUGAAGGAACCUGCUGAUCAGACGGACCGGCGUAUUGGAAAGCCACAGCAGACCUACACAGCUCCUUCACAGCAGACUGUGUCUUACAAGCCACAGGUCCAGAGUGUUCAUCAGAGCAAAUGGCAGAGGAUAAGGCCAAAUUGGGGACACUAGCAGGUGCACCAGGUGUCCUUGGAUUAGUGUUUUGAAAUAAAGAUCUUAAAAUACA